AUGAGCGCUGCGCAGCGGAAAGAGUUGGCGCACCGCAAAGAUAUAAAACAAGUCGGCAAUUAUAGAAUGCCGGAGUUGCCUACUUCGAAAGGAAAGGGGAAGGGUAAGAGGACGGUACCCGACGAACGACAGUGGAUCACUUGCCCACUGUUGCCCGGUGUGCCCUCCAUCCCUCCAGCAAGGGUCCUUCAGCCAUGUGAAAAGGUUCAGUCUGUGCAUGCGAAGGAGACGACCAACGAUGACGUCAUCCAGGGCACGCCUUCUCCACUUUCCCUGCAAGGACCUUGUCUCGCAGCAGCGGAAGAAAGCGACGAUGAUAUCAUAGAAGGGACGCCUCCAAAAUAUCACCAGGUAGAUUCUUUCCUCGGUUUUUGGAAGAGGGUGAAAGAGGACAUCAAUUUAACUACUCCUCAAACGAAGAGAUCAUGCAUUCGCUUCAGCCCAUCCCCGGGGAUCGUUCAGGUCAUGGAGGUGUCUUUCCCACCCGUCGUUGCCGACAUUGAACUAAUCAAUUGCACGCCUACAACCAGCACUCGAACGGAAGCAUUCGAUUCGGGCAGGAGCGCCAGAUCUAAUUUGUCCAUCGAGAUUGACGUACAAAUAGAACGCGACCUGGAGGUCAACAGUGGCAGCGAAAUCGAUGAGGAGGAGAACGUUGUGGAUCGCCUGAUAGGUUGCACCACCGGCGAGGAUGCUCAGGAGCCGUGCCCCACGGAGCUCAAUGAGCUUUUGCAGUUGGACAGCACGGAGGACCAAGCCAUUCGUAAUAUGGCUGCGGGUGACAUGGACGUCCUUAGUUUUAACUGGUGUGCCGAUUACAACAACUUUGUCCAAGAAGAGUUUUCUGGGCCAUCAGGACCAACUUUUGACCACUCGGGUAUGUCUCCUCUCCAGGUAUUCCAGCAAAUCUGGGAUACCAAUAUUAUAGACCACAUUGUUAACGAAACGAAUAGAUACGCACGACAGUUAUUUUUAAAACAAAAAUGCAAUUGGACUCGUUUAUCAAGAUGGAAAGAUGUGACCAGCGACGAAUUUUGGCGCUUCCUGUCCAUGUUGAUGUUACAAUCUGUUAUAGUUAACAAUGUGGAGCGCGAGUAUUGGUAUCCCAGGUCCGCCUUCCUACAGAUUGGAGAUUGUAGGAAAAUCAUGCCCUACAACCGAUUCCUUCUAAUAAAAAGGUGCCUCCAUUUUAACAACAAUUCCUCCUUGCCAGAAUACCCCUCUAAACUCCAGAAGAUAAUGCCCAUUAUUAAACAUUUAAAUGAAAAAUUUUCCGCACUGUACCUUCCCGAGCAAAAAGUAGCAAUCGACGAGUCGCUCCUUCUAUGGAAGGGGCGACUCUCGUUUUCGCAAAAAAUUGCCACAAAACGUUCUCGGGAAGGUAUAAAAAGUUACGAAUUGUGCGAAUCGCGCACAGGCUACCUCUGGAAGAUGGAGGUAUAUUCUGGCAAGGGGCAUGUUCAUGCUCAGCAAGAAGCAGGUGCAGUACCGGUUGUAGGGUAUGAGGCGGAGAUUGAGCCGGAGAAUGCCACAUCAAAAAUCGUCUAUACAUUGUUACGACUCCUUUUCGGAAGAGGUCACACCGUUGUCAUGGACAACUUUUACAACUCCCCACUACUAUCACGGUUACUCAAAUCGCAACACAAAACUGAUACGAUGGGCACUCUUCGGCUCAAUAGGGAGUUCGUCCCUGAAGCAUUAAAGGUCAAAAAUAAAACGACUAUGAAGUCGGGUGAAGUCUCCUUCAGCUCCACCAAAGAUCUGUGUGUGCUCGUGUACAUGGAUAAAAACAUUGUACCGAUGACAUCGACAUACCAUCGUCCAGAAGUCGGCGGAAUAGAAAAAUACGGCAGAAGAGCUGUAGCGAGUAAAGCGGUGGUCCGCUUAGUCGCCAGAUGCGAUGUUAGUAGAACUUCUGCUGGUUGA
This is a messenger RNA of Arctia plantaginis, 1926 nucleotides long. NCBI's taxonomy places the organism in Eukaryota, Metazoa, Arthropoda, Insecta, Lepidoptera, Erebidae. The record is from the annotation of a GenBank genome assembly.